Molecule: messenger RNA, 1320 nt
Organism: Mytilus trossulus (common blue mussel)
Lineage: Eukaryota; Metazoa; Mollusca; Bivalvia; Mytilida; Mytilidae
Exons: 1
Coding region: 1-1320 (439 amino acids)
Source: RefSeq, a predicted model, not a curated record
AUGAAGGAACAAAUAAAACGAUUCGAAGCCAAACUUAAAAUUUUUAGUUAUGGAAAGGAACUACUACAGAAAAAGCUUUCUGAUGCUGCUAACAAUUUUAAGGAAACAAGGAACUUAAUUCUGAAAACUGAGAAAGAAAUGAAAGAGGUCAUUUCAAAAAAUGCAAAAGACCUCUUACAAGAACUUGAAGCAAAAUGGAAACCAUUAGAAAAUAUCAUCAAAACAGAACUUCUGACAACCACAAGGAACAUAGAGAAGAUGGAAACCGAGAAGAAUAAUAUGUACCAAGCAUUGCAGUCUCAUCAAGCCAUAGACAUUUUCUUUACAAGCAAAACUUUAGAUAAGUCAUUGCCACAAUAUUCACAUAAAAAAAUCAAAAUAAAUAAAACAAAUUUUAUUCCCGCAAAUAUGGAAGUGAAAAAAGGAGGCCAGUCAGUGUUGGGUGAUAUUUAUACAAUUCUGGACUUGGAACUUAUAAACACUUAUCAUAGUAACGUUGAAAAUGUAACAAACAUAGUAUUCUGCAGUGACAAAACAGCAUUUAUAGGAAGUGCCAUUGGUAAAAAAAUACAAAAAAUAAUAUUUGAAACUGAAAAUAUCAAAGUAGAAAGAGAAAUUAAAACAGAAGUAUAUGAUAUGGCCUUGAUUAAGGACCAUGAUAUGCUUGUGUCAACUGGAAAAAGUGAUCUUUUAAUAUAUACCAAAGAUGGACAAUUUACCACAUUUAAGUCUUUUCCCACCUUUAUUACUGUAAGUGUUCAUGUUACUAAAGACAAAAAGAUAAUAGUAGGGUUAAUAGAAGAUAGUCCUGAUGGAUUACUUAUUACAAAAGAUAGUCACAGAAAAGUUGUUAUUAUGAACCAGGAUGGGGACAUACAACAUACUAUUGAAUAUGAUAGGAACAAUCAGAGAUUGUUAACAUUUCCUAAUCGAGUUAAAAGUUUCAAUAAUAAGAUAGUAGUUGUAGAUAUUAUGAACAAGGAAUGGGAGGGUAAGGUAGUAAUGUUUGAUUAUGGGGGACAACUCCAUUGGACCUACAAUGGAUGUAAUUGCAUCAUUUCUGAUCAGGUUAAGUUUUACCCAACAGAUGUGGCAAUAACCUCGACAGCAAUGAUUUUAGUUUCUGACCAAUACAAUUAUGCUUUACAUGUAUUAAGUCCUGCUGGAGAGCUAAUUGUAUGUAAAGAUGUAAAAGUUUUGGGCAUAAAAUUACCUAUCAGUCUUGCUAUUGACAAUAAUGAAGUUUUAUGGAUUGGAUGUAACACAUGGACAACAGAUGAAAUUAAAAAAGCUAAGAUAAUUUGUGUUAAACUAAGUUAA